This is a messenger RNA of Saprolegnia diclina VS20, 1366 nucleotides long. RefSeq lists its product as hypothetical. Lineage: Eukaryota; Oomycota; Saprolegniomycetes; Saprolegniales; Saprolegniaceae. The transcript is spliced from 9 exons. Gene Ontology annotation, cellular component: endoplasmic reticulum. Gene Ontology annotation, molecular function: protein disulfide isomerase activity. The coding region runs from base 18 to 1226 and encodes 402 amino acids. The record is from RefSeq and is a predicted model, not a curated record. Gene Ontology annotation, biological process: peptidyl-cysteine oxidation.
CCGCCGACAGCCCAGAGAUGCUGCUCCGCGUGCUGCUGCUGGCGAUCGUCGGCGUCGCCGCAAGCGUCCACGUCCUUACUGAUGCGAGCUUUGGCGCUACCGUUGAAGACUCGUCCGAUGCGUGGCUCGUCGACUUUUACGCGCCCUGGUGCCACUCGUGCCAGCUCCUCGAUCCGGUCCUCGUCGACACCGCCGACGCCACGGACGGCCUCUUGCGCAUCGGCAAAGUCGAUAUCACCGUGAACCCGCGCCUUGAAGGCCAGUUUGCGAUCGAGCGGUACCCGACGCUGCUCGUGCGCGACCCCAGCGGCGUGUGGAGCCCGUACAAGGGUGAACGCUCCGUGGACGCCUUCUUGGCGCUUGGCCGGCGCGUCUCGGGGACGCCCGUCAAGACGGUCGCGACGGCUGGCGACGUCGACGCGCUUCUGACCACCGAAGCGUCCGCGCUGGUUUUCGUCCACGCAUCGGACGCUGUCGGUGCCAAGCUGCAACCAGCGUACUACAGCGCCGCGACGGCCCUCCGCGGCCAACACCUCUUUCUCGAGCUGCGCGACCUUGCGUCACUUGCUGCCUCCCCCUAUUUUGCCACACUGCCCUCGUCGGGGUCGUUUGUCGCGCGCGUCGACGCAACGGGUGACGUGGCGCUUUACGAUGCCACGACGCUACCCUUGGACACGUGGCUGCUCAAGCACGGUUAUCCCAAGUUUGUGGCACUCGGGCGGGAGAACCUCAUGGCGAUCGGGAAGGCCCACGCUCUUCUCGUGGUCGCGUGCGUCAAGGACGCGACCGACACGACCUUUCUGCAGCUCGCAUCGACGGUCGCGUCGCAAGCGACCGGAGACAUUGCGUUUGGGUACCUCGAAGCGACCAAGUUUCGCGCCUACGUUCAGCGCUUCUACGUCACGACGUUCCCGACGUACUUUGUCUGGAACCUGCACUCCAACGUGUUUUACGAAGCGCCGAGCGGGGCCAUCACGCCCGAGAGCCUCCACGCGCACCUCGCCCGCAUUGUAUCGGGCGCGGAGAAGGGCAUUGCGCUGGGCCUCACUGGGUACCCGUACCACGCGUACCGCUUUGUCGUGGACGCUGGCCUCGGCGUGGUAGCCGGUGUCACGCUCAUUUUGCUCGCGGCAGCCGCAGCAUGGCACCGCGCGCGUGCCAAAGAAGAUGCGCAUAUGCGAGCGCAAGCCCUCGCUGCGUACGAGCGGCUCAAGAAGGAUGCCUAGUCCUGGCCUCGAUAGCCCUAAUCGCGAUAUGAACCUACCCCUGGGCACUGCAGGGUUCAUAGUUGGUCGUCCAGCACGACGACUUUGGAGGCUGAGCGACCUUCUGCGCCGUCGUAGAUGGCAACAAGAGUUCUUGCGGU